UUGGGGAACAAUGCAACUUUUAAAUAUUCAUUUUAUUAUUCUACAUUUUACAAAUUAUCACUUUUAUUCAUCGACUAAAACGAAUGGAACAAUUAUUGCAGAUUUUUGGUGCAAACACGGAUGUGAAUACUGUUGUACGAAGGAAUUUGAGAUAUCCAGUGAGAACAAGAUAUGUGAGAAUUAUUCAAAAUGCUACGUCAAGUAACAUCAGCUAUCGUUGUGAGUUCUAUGGUUGUCCGAUACCAAAAUUUGGCUUCUUGCCAACACUUGUUCCACCUCGUACUGAUGUCCCUACAACACGUAUGCCAGCCACUGAUGUCCCUACAACAGAUAUGUCAAGAUCCUCAACCAAAUCAACAGGUUUGUAACAAAUUAUUACCAAAACGUCAGAUAGGUCAUCUCGGCACAAUUUCCAAUUGAAAGAGAAAUUGUGAAGAGAAAAGGCUUGCUGGAGAGGUGGGUUUUUCUCUCUGAAAAAGUAAGUGGGUGUGUGCUAAUCACUUGUGGCUGAGAGCCAAGCUGAAUUGCGAAGGACGCAGCUCAACCUGAUAUAAUCUUAUAAUCAAUAUAAUAUAAUCUUUCUGACAUGAUUUCUGUAGGCACUGAUGACAAAUCAGAUGAUGAUGAUAAUACUGGCCUUAUAGUUGGUCUUGUCCUGGGUAUCCUGGCUGCAUUUAUACUCAUUGGUAUUGCAGUUUGGUAUUUUCACAAGAAGAAAAGGCAUUCACAUUCGUUUGGAAGUAUUAAUGCUAUGCCAAUGAAGGAAAAUGUGUCUUGAGUUCAAUACAUGAUUUUCUGUUGAUGUAGUUUAUUUAACCUGUUACCAGUAUUGGCUUAUAGCUGAGACUGUUUCAUAUGCCAUACUUCACAUGUGCUGAAUUGAAUUGUUUUUGAAAAACGACAGUAACCAUUUUAAUUAUGCUAUUAUAAGUAUUAAUCAAAUAAUCGUCAUCUGAAUCAGUUUCAGACGCCAAAUUUUUGCUGUACCUAAUUUUUGAAUUCAGCAGAUGUGAAGUACAUUAAUGAAGAUAUUUAAUUGUUUUUAAAGAUGUAACAAUAGUUUUUUCAGUUCAUUGAUACUUUAAGUAUUCUGUACUAAACUAAUGGACCUAAUGAGUAUUAGCAGUCAAUUAGACUUGAAGUAUCACCAGUUGUUGGUAUAUAAUGUUGUGUUAAAGUUCUAAUGCAAAAUAAAUUUUAUCUUAUUGCAUUAUACAACAUUUUUAUUUAUUGCUAGUAGUGUGUAUUAUGCUGGUUGUGUUUUUAAAAAGGUCUAUUCGUCGUCAACAGAAGUCUUAUUUGGGUAUGUUAUAGCAAAGUUCGUCAACCAAUUUCCGCUCACUUGUUAGAACUAGACAAGAAAUAAAUAACACCUCAUAAAAUUGACACCUAAUUUCAAGGCAAUUUGCGCCUUUUCAAGGGAUUACUAGCCUGCGGUGCAGACGCUUCGUAUUUCAUAAUUUUUUUUUUUUUUUUUUUUUUUUAAUUUAAUUCGCCCAAUUUAAUUACAAAAAAAAUUUGAUUAUUAUAUUUACAUGUUUAUUAUUUAGGGCUAGGGGCCUACUAGAAACCAUCAAAAGGCUUUUGAUUAAGACCCCUAGUUACAUUUUAAAUUACAAAAUAAGGAUCCUAUUUACAAACAAAACUAGGUGACAGUGCUUCAAGUGAGGUGCAAUAUGAUAAAGUAUUUACAUAUAGUGCUACAGUAAAUAAAAUGUUAUGAUCACAAAAGUAUAUUAUUAUUAAUUUAUAUAAAAAUUUGAUAUUGCAGAUGUUGUUUUGGUAGUAGUUUUUCAGUUAUUCAGUAUGUAGUAUUUUUUCGACUUUUUCUUGAAUAUAUAGUAAGAUGCUAUAUUUUUAAAGUUUGGGUCAAGAUUAUUCCAGAUAUCAACUCCCUUGUUAGAGAGUGAAUGUUUAACAUAGUUUGUUCUUUGAUAAGGCUUAUGAAGU
Messenger RNA from Paramuricea clavata, 1950 nucleotides. The record is from the annotation of a GenBank genome assembly. NCBI's taxonomy places the organism in Eukaryota, Metazoa, Cnidaria, Anthozoa, Malacalcyonacea, Plexauridae.